AUUUUUCUGUGCCUUCCUCCCAAGAAGCUGGAAGCGAAAGUAGAUCAGAGGCAUGGGCAGACGUCUCUCUGCUUUUGUCUUCUGAACAGCUGUGACCACACAGAGUCUGAGAAGCAGAGGACCCCGUUUCAAGAGCGCUUCCCCCGCUCUCCUCACAACAGUAACUGAGGAGAUAGAAAGUUUUCAGGGGGAGAGCUGAACACACGGGAUCAGCAGGAUGUUCCCAAGUUUGUUGCUUCUGUGCUGCCUGUCUCUGACGAUCGAAUCCAGCCACGGCGAAAUCUUACCACCACGAAAUGCGUCCCUGCGGUGGGUUAACGACUUUGACUAUAACGUGACCUGGGUACCACCAGAGAAUUCUGUCGGAUGCAAGUAUGAAGUUUAUUCAGAUAUAAACAAACAAGACUACGACUUCACUUCCAAUACUUUCCAUAUUUUGGAUGAGGUAAUGAAUGGAAACGUCUUAAAUGUGGGUAUCAGAAGUCGUUGUAAUAAGUCAACGAGCGAGCCAGUGGUCGUCAGUGAAACUAAUCCAGAGCUGGUGACAGAUUUUCAGUGCUACGUCCACUCCCAAAAACAAACAAACUGCUCUUGGUCACCAACCUGUAUCGCUGCAGAUCUCCGUUUCUUCUACAAGUCUGAGAUUGAGCGGUAUUCCAUCGUCAGUGGAGUAGAAGAAUGCCCAUUGUAUACUUACACUGAUGGUCUGAGGACUGGCUGUUAUCUGCCAGUGAGCAUACAACAUUCUAUAAAGGUCUUGUUUAAAACAACACUGAACAACAAAACUGUCAGGAACACCUUCCUUAAACACCUCAUUCACUUUGUGAGACCACCACCCCUUAACUGGAAAGUCAAGAAGAGUGGAAAUCAAUUUAAUAUUACUUGGUACCCUCCUGAAGUGCUUGCACUGGACGAGUGGGAAUAUAUAAUAAAUUACACUGAGUGUGGUCAAGUAAAAAGUCUAACAAUACAAAAAGAUACAUUACAUGAGCUGCGCCGGGUCUCUCACUGUAGCUACAGCAUGGCUAUCAAAGCAAAGAGUGGAACAAAGGGAGAAACACCGUGGACCGACCAACAGUAUUUUGAUGCAGACUCAAGCUUCAGUCCAUUAGUGUUUCUUGCAAUUAUAAUCCCAUUGGUGGUUGCCACACUGACAGUCGUGACUGUGAUGUGUUACCAGAAAAACAAGGAUACUAUCUUUCCCAAAGUACCAGAGCCUCGGGAUCUCCUCAGCGAUAUCUGUGACAACAACAAUAAGACGGCCCUGUGCAACUUUCAUGCGAUGACAAUGGAAGAAGACAACUGUAAAAUUGCUCUUGUGGUAGAGCCCCAAAUCAGCUAGCCAGACUGGUGACAAGUGCCCAACGUCCCCUCGUGCUCCCAAAGAAAAAGAACAACUAGAAGCAGCUGCUGCUGCUUCAGCACUUUCUGUUUGGCGCUGCUAAAAUCUGACGCCAUGAGUCUCACAGUGAAAUACAACACUGCAUGUCUUUAUCAUCCCUAUGGAGUGACACACAACAUAUACCAAUGCAUUAAGUUGAUUUUGUAUUCACAGCAAUUCUCCCAUAGCAUUUUGAUCCCUUAUCCCUUAUGCUUUGUUUGCACACCAAAGUGGUUCCUUUUUUGGAAAUCAUGUCGGUUACAUAAUCAAGCCUAACACAGAUGUCCAUUUUAGUGCAAGGUCAUAGUGUGAAUAAGGCAUUGCACCGCCAUGUGUCAGACACUGUGAGGCCCUUUGGACCCGUCUGCUGCUGCUGCUGAUACAGAUGAAACAACAACAACAACAGCAACCCCAUCGGCAGCAGACGGUGGGCGGCAUGGACGGUUGUGAGCUGAGCCUGAAUGUUGAGUCAAUUCAGAACAGCGUCAUCCACGCAUGUAAACCAACAGACUUACUACCUUUGUACCGCUUACAGGGCUGUGAAAAAGCAUUUGCCCCCUUCCCGAUUGCCACACUUAAAUAUUUUGUCAAGGAAAUAUUAGCAUUAGGUAACACAAGUGAAAAUAAAAUGCAGGUUUUAAAUGAUCAGUUCAUUCGUUAAGGAAACAAAUCUAUCCAAAACUAAUUUUUCCUAUGUAAAAAAAGUAACCGCCUUACACUAAAAAUUGUUGGAUGGCCUGAAAUAUGUAAUUUGACAAUCAUUAAGUGGGCAAAUACUUUUUCACACCGCCCCAGUGGUGUCACUGUCACAGCUUAAAUGUUUUUACUUCGUAUAUAUGGAAGACUUACUGAGCCAGUCUGCUGUUGACCUGUGAGCACUGUCCCUGUCCAGCUGCCAUUAACUGUAUUAACUGCCAUGGAUUUCUUGCAGCAUGGUGUGCUGUACAUAAGAAACAAAGACAUGCCCAGCUUUCUGAGAGUAUACAAUGUAACGAAUGUAUCACUUAGUGGCCUACUUUACUAACAGUAAAAAACAAAAAGCAGAAAAAAUUGCGUUUUUUUGUUUUAGAGGGCCAGAAGGCUGAAAGGUUAUACCCACAUGUCCUUAUGAAUCAUCAGCCUCAUUGUUUGGUCUGUUAAUGGACAAUAGUCUGGGAAAUACCUCAUGCUCUUGGAGGAAGGAAAUGGCGAAAUUUUUUAUCAGAAACAGAGGCUGAUGAUUUAGCUUUUAACAGCACCAUGUUUCUUCAGCAACCUUUAACAGAGGAUAUGAGCCUUGAUGAAAGUAACACCCUGUGCUUGUUUACCUUUUUACUUUUUCUCAAAUAACCACGGAGAUUUAAACCACCUUCUUAAGUUUCUUUUUAACUAAUGCUGCCACGUUUGCCCCGUAGCCAGUAACACGGCUGAAUCGUCACCUCAGUGGUGCUCAAGGUCUAACUUAUAGUUUGGCUUCUCCUCCCGGACAGGAGGUCCAAGUGUCCAAGCACUGAAGCUGUUACGUCUCUCUUUUUUAUGUGUGUGUGGGAGGGGCUAUAAAGCAAUAUACAAAUGAAACGCAGUGCAAAAACACAGAAGUCUUUGUGUGAUAGUGUUAAAUGUUUUGAUGAAAUUAUUAUAGAGUGCUGAAUCUAUACGUUUAUAAUCGACUUUAUUUUACUUCCUCUGAUCUUGUUUUUUUUUAGGUCUCACAUGUAAGAUUGUUUUUCAUUUUCUUUUUUUUUUUGUGUGGUUUUUACACAUUUCUCAUGAAGUAUUGAGUCCUUCUCAUGUUUGAGAACUGUUUCACAAGACAAAUUGGACCAAACAAGCCAUUUUGAUGCUAUCUGUCUUUUAUUCUUAUAAGUAUGAUUUCUGGCAGCUUGCUGCACUCUUCCUGGACCCUGUUCCAGGAUGGAGGUUUCACAAAACUUUGACUUAAAAAAUAAACUCUGAGUUGGAUUACCUUUGA
Molecule: messenger RNA, 3332 nt
Organism: Oreochromis niloticus (Nile tilapia)
Lineage: Eukaryota; Metazoa; Chordata; Actinopteri; Cichliformes; Cichlidae
Exons: 10
Coding region: 218-1342 (374 amino acids)
Biological process (GO): cytokine-mediated signaling pathway
Cellular component (GO): external side of plasma membrane
Molecular function (GO): cytokine receptor activity; protein binding
Source: RefSeq, a predicted model, not a curated record